GGCGGCGGGAUGGCGGAGCUCGACAUCAGCCCGGCGGCCGUGCUGGGCUUCCUGCGGGAGCGCGGCGGGCGGGUGCGCAACGCCGAGCUGGUGAGCACCUUCCGGCCGCUGAUGGAGGCCGGCGGGGACGCGGCGGAGAGGGCGGAGCGGCGGGAGCGGUUCAAGGCGGCGGUGAACGCCGUGGCGGUGGUGAAGGAGCGCGACGGAGCCAAGUUCGUCGUCCUGCGGCGGGAGCUGCGCCCCGCCCCGCCGCCGGGGGGAGCGCUGGCGCCGGGGGGCGAUGGCGGCGACCCCGGCCCCGGCGGGCGGCUCUCGCCGGCGCCCCCCGAGGAGCUGCCGUGGCCGCGGGCCGUCUCCGAGCUGCGGGGACUCUUCCAGGGCGGCGACGGUGGGGUGCCCCUGCCUGCCGGCGUAGGGGGGUCCCGGCGGGAGCCGCUCCCCAAGCCCUGCAUGCUGCCGGUGCGCUGCGUGCCGCCUCCCGCCGCUGCCCCGGGGCCGCCUGAGGAGCCGGGGUCCCCCUUGUCACCCCCGCCGCUGGAGGAGGAGGUCGGGUCCCGCUCGCCCGGCCUGCGGCGAGGGCCCAAGAACCAUCGGGCCAGUGAGGAGACGGCGGCGGUGCCCCUGGAGGAGGCCGAGCACCAGUGGCUGGUGAUGGCGGCCGGCGGGCAGUGGACCCAGCAGCUCCAUGGGCUGCUGCUGGGUGACGCCAGCUUGGCGGCCCGGAGGGACUUCAUCUCGGGCUUCACCGCCCUGCACUGGGCCGCCAAGAGCGGCAACUGCGACAUGGUGACGAAUAUCAUCAGAGCGGCCGAGAAGGGGGGGGCCCGCAUCAACGUGGACGCCAGGUCGCACGGCGGCUACACAGCCCUCCACUUGGCCGCCAUACAUGGCCAGGAGAAGAUCAUCACCAUGCUGGUCUACAGCUACCACGCCAAGACCGACCUGAGGGACUACAGUGGGAAGAAGCCGCACCAGUACUUAAAGGAAGGGGCGUCCUCUGCGGUCAGGCGCUUGCUGGGGGACCCCAGCCUUCCCCACAACAUGGAGCCCUCCAUGCCCAUCAAGAAGACCACGAAGCUUGCGGCUUCAAUCUUAAGCUCCACUAGCACUUUCCUGGGGGUCAUAUCCGAUGACAUGGCUUUCUACGAUCUCACCAAAGGUUUAAGGAAGCCCUCGUCCUUAAACAAGCUCCUGGCUGCCACUACGGGCCCGAGGAGGAAGCCAAAGACCAGAGGGGGCUUCCCUUCGUAUUCCUCCCUCUCCGAGGUAACGGAGGAGGAGGAAGAGGAAGUCAUCAUGAAACGCAGACCCGUUUCUGAGCUGUUCUUUGGCCACUAGCCUCUGCUGCCUUGGGAUCGAAAUUGUUUAAUAAUGUGACCGGGGUCUCAAUUUUCUCUCGCGGAAGCAGCUUGGAUUUCUUCUCUCCGUGUCUGUCUUUUUGGAUGUUUAACUAAAUCAGUGAUAGGGUCUGGCUCCACAGGCCACUGGAUGAAACCCAGCUCACAGACACCUGUGGAAAGGGAGCUGCCCAGCGACUGUUAUAAACGCUGUAUGUACCGUCGUGCUGAUGUAUCGGUGGAGACCGCAAACUUCAUACUUAAUGGCUGAAAAACUAAAACAACCUCUGUGUGUGUAGACAGGUUAAAAUGCUUAAGGUACAGCCUUCUUGAUCUGCGUUCCUUGGCUGGAGAGCAAAAGUAAGGUAAAGAAUUGCAUAUUCUACACUGUGAACAGCAAGCUGGUAGCUGGCUACUUUAACAUGGCUUGUUAUAUAGCAGGCUUAAAUUAUUAGAGGAAAGAUGCAUAGUUUUCUAUGAUGUUUCUGAUUAUUUUGGUAACAGAAGAGGAAUAUUUCUAUUUAAAAAAAUUGUGUACUUUUUCAAAACAAAGUUUCUAUCAGAAAUACUAACAUAACAAUCUCAAUUGUUGCCUAAUGCAUUUUAUUAGAUGAACAACUUUAAAAAAAAUGAAAAACUGACCCUCAGCACUCAAGUUACCAUGACCUGUCUACCUCAGUUUGAAAGCUAGGUUAGCAUUUAAAAUUUUUUUUUCUCUUCCUGAAAGACUUUUUGACCGGGUGGGACUAACGACAUGUCUUGAUGAUACUGUGAACAUUUAAACUUCACUGUAGUUCAGUCACUUAAUCUGAAUAAAACCUUCAUUGAUAGUUGAUAGUGAAAAACUGAACUGAAAAACUGGGAAUCGGAUCCUGCAGAGUUUCUGAGUCACCAACUGGAAACAAAGUUAGGCUUGUAUGUCUGAUUCUUUUUAUUUAAAACUCAGCCUUUGAUUUUGACCUAUUUACAAUAAUUAUUUAUAAAAAUUGGGCUUUAUGUUAUAUUGGGUGUUUCAUGAUGGAAUGUCUGCAUGACCUCUUAAAGCAAUGUUUAUCUCAACAGCAUGAAUCAUUGACUUAAAACUAACUCUUCUUCUUCUUUUAUAUUAUAAACAUAAUUGUUCUAUAUAUAGAACUACACGUAGCUCCAAAAAGCAUGCUAACUGCAGGUUAAGUAAUACAUUUGCAGCAAGAUUAUUAUUUUUUUAAUUACUAUUUUGUUAAAGUUAACGUGAAGAGGCAGAGCUAAGAACAGAAACUGUCUGACUCCUGGGGCCAGUCUGCUAAACCAUCACGUUUUCUCUAAAAAUGUAACUAAAAAACCUGUAUAAUUUAGAGGUGACGAAGGUGAUGGCAAUACUGCACUUGCUCUGCUUUUCAGCCCCAUCAGGUGUUUUGGUUUAUGUACUGAAACACUUGUUUGCAUGCUUUGCCUUUCUUUCCAAGUCAGUGACUUCAGGAAUGUUUUUUUUCAGCCUUGAAUUAAGCCUAGUACUUCUAAUUGACUGUAAUUGGCUUCUCCCAAACGCUCGGCAAGGAAUGCUGUAGGACUGUGCUGGAGGUGGAGGCACUGCCCUCUUUUACUUUAAAACGUUCUCCCUGCAGUUGGUGACAUUCGUUGCGAGAGUGAUCGGCGAUUGCAAAGGGGUCUGAUCUACCUGCUCUUGGAAGAGACUGGAUUAUUCUGCACCGGUCCACUUCCGUAUUGAACUAAUUAAGUUGUUAAGCAAACGUUAAUGAUCAAGCACCUCAUGACUUCUAUAUCUGGAGUAGGGUUUAAAAAAAAAUAAAAUCCUAUUUGCUCUGUAGCUGUUGGUGUGACCAUUGACCAGCAUGGUCAUUUGAAACCUUGAUUUGUUCUGCACUGUGUCAGCUUGCAGAGUUCCAGGAAAAAAAAAAGUCUGUUGCUCUGUUUUAAAAAGUCUUUCCAAGUUUACUGACAUUAAACACUUUUUUUCUCUGUUUAGUGAAA
This is a messenger RNA of Gymnogyps californianus (California condor), 3308 nucleotides long. It is a transcript of the gene SOWAHA, whose product is annotated as sosondowah ankyrin repeat domain family member A. Lineage: Eukaryota; Metazoa; Chordata; Aves; Accipitriformes; Cathartidae. The record is from RefSeq and is a predicted model, not a curated record. The coding region runs from base 10 to 1338 and encodes 442 amino acids. The transcript has a single exon. Gene Ontology annotation, molecular function: protein binding.